Molecule: messenger RNA, 498 nt
Organism: Nezara viridula (southern green stink bug)
Lineage: Eukaryota; Metazoa; Arthropoda; Insecta; Hemiptera; Pentatomidae
Source: the annotation of a GenBank genome assembly
AUGAAAAUCAAUGCCUGGAAACGUAGCGAGUGUUCUAAAAUGAGGGACGAAUUUAAGUUUGUCUCAAGUUUCAACGAAUGGCAAGAAGCUAGAAUAUUCCCACAAUACAUUGAUGAGUCUUGUGCCAUUAAAGAUGAUUACGAGGAGACCAUACCCCCCAACCUCUGUACCGCAACUGAGCGCAACUUGGUGUCUCAUGGACAGUUCCAGCAACCGCCACCAGAUAGCAACUUGAAUUCCGGUGCCUGGAUGACCAAGUGGCGUAAUAGGACUGUAGUGAAGUUCUCGCGAGGUUCAGGAAAACAGCGCGAGGAUUACGUUUGUGGUAACAUGGGCGGCGUGCGUAAGGUGGAGUCGUCCAAGUGUGGAAGGAGACAGAAGUGCGCGCAUGGGAUCGAGUCUUUGCUGAUAGCUUUAGAGUACAUCGAGAUGCAGGAGAGGCUGCAGCAGAAACUGUUCGAAAACAGCACUGAGAUACCUCCUAAGUCAACGGAAUGA